Molecule: messenger RNA, 1020 nt
Organism: Ogataea haglerorum
Lineage: Eukaryota; Fungi; Ascomycota; Pichiomycetes; Pichiales; Pichiaceae
Exons: 1
Coding region: 1-1020 (339 amino acids)
Biological process (GO): transmembrane transport
Cellular component (GO): Golgi apparatus
Molecular function (GO): GDP-mannose transmembrane transporter activity; antiporter activity
Source: RefSeq, a predicted model, not a curated record
AUGUCUGAGAAAAAAGAGGACCCUCCAGUCGCCACUAUCCAACUACCACCACAGGGCGGCUCGCUUUUAAGCCAGCUGGCCAAUUCUGGCCCUGUCUCUAUUUUUGCUUAUUGCGCAUCUUCUAUUUUGAUGACUGUCACUAAUAAAUAUGUUGUUUCUGGCGACUUCAAUUUGAACUUCUUCUUGUUAGCCGUUCAAUCGAUUGUUUGUCUGAUUACGAUCUCUAUACUGAAGUUCCUUGGGAUAAUAACUUACAGAGAGUUCAAUUAUAUUGAGGCGAAAAAGUGGUCACCAAUUGCUUUUCUUUUGGUGGGGAUGAUCUACACAUCCUCGAAGGCUUUACAAUUCCUCUCAAUCCCGGUCUACACUAUUUUCAAAAAUUUGACUAUCAUCUUGAUUGCAUAUGGUGAAGUGUUAUGGUUUGGUGGUUCAGUGACUUCCAUGGCAUUGGGAUCUUUCAUUUUGAUGGUUCUUUCUUCCGUUGUUGCAUGCUACGGGGACAAGGAUAGUUCUACUGGAAAUUUGGCCUUUGGUGUUGGAUACUUCUGGAUGUUUCUCAACUGCUUCUCAUCAGCUACUUUUGUGCUUUGCAUGAGGAAGAGAAUCAAGUUGACGAAUUUUAAAGAUUUCGACACCAUGUUCUACAACAAUUUACUGUCGAUUCCUAUUUUGUUGAUUGCAUCUUUUAUUUUGGAAGACUGGUCUCCCGAAAAUUUGGCUGUCAACUUCCCUGAAGCUAACAGAAAAUCAGUUAUUUUUGCCAUGAUUUUCUCUGGUGCUUCCUCCGUUGGAAUUUCCUAUUGUUCGGGCUGGUGUAUCAGAGUGACAUCAUCAACUACGUAUUCAAUGGUUGGAGCUUUGAACAAGUUACCAAUCGCAUUGAGUGGACUGAUCUUCUUUGAUGCUCCUAUCAACUUUUUCUCGAUUUCCUCCAUUUUUAUCGGUUUUGUUGCAGGCAUUGUUUAUGCUGUUGCAAAGCAGCAACAACUAAAAGAGAAAAACCAACAGUUACCUAAGUAA